UUGCCUCGGUGACGUGUAUCUAGCCAAAGUGCCGGGAACCUAAGCUAUUUUUAACUUGUCAAAUUCCUGCUCUUUUUCUUUUGUGGUGCUGUUCAACAUAUUGAAGUUUAAGAAAUGGAAGUUCUUCAACUCGUAUCAUUACAAAUGAUCGACAUUUGAAUUUGAAAUAUUCAAUAUGACUUCUGGAGAGAAAAAGCAGCCAUUGUUUGAAGAAGCCGGCAAACAAUUCCUCCCAUAACUUCAAAGAAAGUCUCCUAAGAAAUGCUGAUAAGAGGAAAUAGUCUUACUGUGAGAAUAAUUUCAUUGCAACGCCUCGAAGAGUUUUCCAGUACUGAGCUACGAUGAUUCUUCUACUUUCUUACACUUUUAAUACCCAGACAAUCAUUGCAGACAAAAUUGAAGAAAGCAGUUCGCUACGCAGAACACCUCUUUAAACUGAUUGAGAUUAAACAGUGAACACUGAAGUUUCUGAAAUGACUGUGGAUUACUUUGUACCAUUUCUCAUAAACUGAAAUUCUGCAACAUUUAGAGCUGUGUCGAGAGUGGCGGUGGAACUAUGGAUGGCACUGACUGAUUCAUCGGAAAUAUACUGAGUGACUCACUAGCAUGAUGUCAUACCUCUCGCGAGUUUAGAAGAUUUACAACGACCAACUAAGUGGAGAUUGCGUGAGGAUAGUGAACUCAAAAGAGACCAAUUCCAUAUUUCUUCUAUCGGCUAACACAUUGAACAUAGGAAAAAACAUCCUCAUACGGAGAUGCAAUCUGGAGACCUAACUUUACGAAGAUCUGAUCGGAAAAACAACGUUUGAACAAGCUUCAAUUUUUAAAACAUCAACUCUCAAUACAAUAACUGAUGAUUCUUUGUACAUUCUGCAAACUGGCAGUUGGAAGACUAUGAAUUACCUCAUCCUUCAAAUUGAUUAAAAGGAUUGAAUGAAGAAAGGAUUGCUGAAUCCACAUGCACCACCAAUCACUAAUACCUAGAAUGAUGUGCCCAAGAAAAUAUAUCUAUUGGAAGACGUUUGUGAAGAAGUCUCAAUAGCGCUGAGGAGAUGCGGUAAAAUUUUUAGAAAAAUCAACGCAAAUGUAGCAAGUGUUUCUGCUUCAUCAUGCACAGAUUCACUAUUUAUACUGUCCGAUUUUUCAAGCGAAGUGUUCGACUCAAUAUGCGCAUCAAACAAUUGGAUUCUCGGACCAACAGCUGUACUUGAACAAGUUUCCAACAAUGGAGCCAUAUCUCCUAGGAAAAAUCCUGUCUAUUGUUUGUCCAUGGAUGGUUUCAACUGCUUUAUAUCCAUCAAAGAAAAAGAGCAAGUGAAACACCUGAUGAAAUUGAUUCGGUCCAUGGGAGGCAGUGUUCGUGCUAAAUUGAGUGAAGCAAUGUAUUUCAUCGCUGAAACCACUUUGGCUUCUGGUUACUUGUAUUGUAAUACAUUCAACAUCCCAACAUUGUCACCACAAUGGGUAGAAUACAUGUGGAACAACAGACAUACUCCUGCAUUCAAAUGCGAUACUAUAACAUUUAAAUUCUUCAAGAUGAAACCAUUCAGAGGACUUUAUGUAGCCUUUCUCCAUUUUCCACCUGAUGAACGUAGCCAUAUAGAACUCUUGGAGCAAAAUCAGGGAGUUCUAGUUGAAUCGCAAAAUCCUUUGUGCACGCAUGUGGUAAUCGACGAUUUUAGUUUAUCAGAACAGUUUUCAGACUUUGGAGAGAAGAGGACACAGGUGAAAUUAGUUCAUGCCGAAUGGUUUUGGACGUGCAUCCAAUAUGAGGCCAGAGUCAGCGAAGGUGAUUUCCUAUUCUCCACAGAAAGUGAUGAAAACGCAACGGCGCAACAAACGCCUCGUCUAUUCAAAAGCAAAAAUAGUUUGAAUUGGUGUGAGCUGAUGAUUGAUCCCAGUUUACGAUUCUCUCUGGAUAGCUCACAACUCUUAGAUGAGUUUCGAAGUGGGCAAGGUGAUUGUUGCAGCAAUUCAAAAUGCCAAAGUUCACAUGAUUUUAUCCUUGAAGAACUUUCUUUGACUGAGAAAAACUAUCUGGAUGUAUUGGAGGCUAUAAAAUUGAUAAAGGAAAAAGCAGAAAACGAGAUACAAAUUGGAGGGCCCAUGAUCAAUGGGACACAAAGUAAACAAAUUUUUCUCAAUACCCAGGAGUUGCUUACAUUACAUAAGAACAUGCUUGAAGAUAUAGAAAAGGCUUGUCGUGAAAAUAAAGGCAAGAAAGCUUUCAGCGCUUUUUCUAAAUAUAGUGAUGAGUUGAAAACACAAUAUCCAAAGUUCUGCAAUGGUUUUGAAGAAGCAAGGAAAACCAUAAGAAACUUGUCUGUUUCAAAUCCUCGUUUCAGAGCUCUUUUGGAAAUAAGCAAGAAUAAACCUGAAAGUGGGAGGCAAACACUUCAAGAAUUGAUGCAUAGGCCACUACAACGUUUAGGCAGUGUCACACUUCUCAUAAAAGAGGUGCUUGGUAGAACCGACCAAGACUGUCAACACAGAAAUGCUCUCGAAGAAGGUCUGCAGUCCGUAGAAGCUGCUUUACGCUUGAUGAAUGAAGAACUGAUUGAAACAGAGAAAUUAACCUCAGUAUUCCGUGUCUAUACUAGCAUAAAAAACUGUCCGGUUACCCUUGUAUCAUCGCACCGUUGUCUAAGAGUAACAUUUUUUAGUCAAGAGAUUACUGGCAACAUCUCAAUGCCAGGUGAUUAUUUGGCGUUCCACCUUUUUUCAGAUGUUUUGGAGAUCAGUCGUCUCAAAAAGAAGAUAGCUAUUGCAACGCUUAAAAACAAAAGAAAAGAGGAAAAUACUGCCAAAACAGAAGAUGAAGUACUAUACAAGCAUCUACAAAUCUUGCCAUUGCAUAAAAUAAGAAAAGUUGUUGAUGUAAUUGAUAAUAAUGAUGUAAAAGACACGUAUGGACUGGUGAUUCGAGAAACUGUGGUGAAGGACUCAGUAUGGUGUUUUCGUUACAUGAGUGAUUCUGAAAACAAACUCUCCAAAACAGAUCUAGUUAUAUUUAUAGCGAAAUGCCUGGCCAGAUACGAAUGCUCGGGUGAUUUUGACAAGUAUUGGGUGGCGUUAAAGCCCCAUGAAGUGGACGAUCGCCUGAAAACGUCGUUGGUGCCUCUUCAGUCACGUGUUAAAAAAUUACUGAACUCGGUCACUGAUCACUUAUCACCGUCCUCUUCCAAAAUAGCUAAAUUAAGCACCAUAGACUCACCCAAAUAGUUUGUAAAAGCUUCUCAUUAAAUUAUUCAUAUGAAUAAUUUUGUUUUACAGUGAUGAGUAGAAGUUUCAAUAAUGGAAAACUAACAGAUAUGUCUGCUCUAAUCCUCGUUAUUAUUCGAGUCUAUUUCAAAUUAACUUAUUUUUUAUAUUUGACAACUUUGAACGUUACCUACAAAAUGUGUCAAGUUAUUUUAAUAAAUUGUAUGAAUCCAAUUUUUCUGCUAGGAAAUAAAACUAGAUACCGUAGCUGAAUUUAUCAUUGAGUUUAUAUUCAAAUUGUUUGUUAGAUUAUUAAUAUUAUAGGUCUGAUUUUAUAUUACGAUAAUGUCUGUUUUUAUGAAAUAAGAAUUAUUUUUGAUAAACAAGUUG
Messenger RNA from Nilaparvata lugens (brown planthopper), 3591 nucleotides. RefSeq names its product protein ECT2. The coding region runs from base 1270 to 3222 and encodes 650 amino acids. Gene Ontology annotation, biological process: activation of GTPase activity; nervous system development; mitotic cytokinesis. Gene Ontology annotation, molecular function: guanyl-nucleotide exchange factor activity; GTPase activator activity. The transcript has 23 exons. Lineage: Eukaryota; Metazoa; Arthropoda; Insecta; Hemiptera; Delphacidae. The record is from RefSeq and is a predicted model, not a curated record. Gene Ontology annotation, cellular component: cell cortex; nucleus.